AUGGCCCUGACCUUCGAUGUUCAACAUGUCGCAAUUGUUUCCGCUGUGGCAGGCGUGGCCUCACAUCUGGGAUACUUCAUUCGCGGCGAGCACCAUCUUGAAGCUUUCCGCCUGCUGAUACUUGCUCUCAUCUCGCCCGUUGCGAUUUUCGCGGCCAGCAAGUAUUACCUAGUCAUCGAGGACAAAGAAGCCGUGCAGAUCACAGUUUCUUCAGUGAUAGGCUACUAUGCUGGCCUCUUUGGAUCCAUCCUGAUCUAUCGGAUGUUCUUCCACCGUUUGAGGAAGUUCCCUGGUCCGAGUUGGGCCAAGACCAGCAAGUUCUACCAUGUGUCUCGCAUUGCUCGUCGCAAGAACAACUGGUUGGUGCGGGAUUCAUGGCACCAGCAAUAUGGCGAUAUCGUUAGAAUUGGACCUUCGGAGCUCUCGAUUAUCAAGCCAAAGGCGGUGCCUCUGCUUUUGGGCCCAGGAUCAAAGUGCACCAAGGCAGAUUGGUACGAUAUGGGCAAGCCUAUCGAUUCAAUGCACACCAUACGGUCGAAACAGGUUCAUGACGCACGACGGAGGAUCUGGGACCAGGGUUUCAAUGCUAAAGCUCUCCGAAGCUACGAGGCUCGAAUCCUGAAGUACAGCAAACAGCUCGUGGACGCCAUUACUCGUGAGAGCGGUAAACCUCUCGAUGUCUCAAAAUGGUUCAACUAUUACUCCUUUGAUGCGAUGGGAGACCUUGCGUUUGGGAAGUCGUUCAAUAUGCUCACAACGGGUAAAGAGCACUUCUUUCUCCAGCUUGUACACCAGGGCCAGUCUCCGUUGGGCGUUUUCUCACCCACACCAUGGCUGGCGCUGAUCCUAAAGGAACUUCCAUUCGCCAUGCGGACAUUUCACAAGUUUAUCAAAUGGUGUGGACUCCAAGUUGACGAGAGACAGAAGAUGAAAAUGGCGGAACCAGAUGUCAUGUCAUACAUCAUUGACUCUGCCAGUCACGCUAAAAAUCCCACAGAAGCCCGAAACUGGCUUCAAGCCGACUGCAGGUUGAUAAUAGUGGCAGGGAGUGACACUACCGCCGCAACCUUGACGAAUGCCUUCUAUUACAUGACAAAGGAUCCAUCCCACAUCAAGCGGCUUAGAGAUGAACUGGAUGGCCUUAGGCUCGAGGAUGGAACCUUUCAUUUCAAGGAUCUUCAAGGAGCGGCGUACUUGAACGCUAUCAUCAAUGAAACGCUGAGACUGCAACCACCCGUGCCUUCGGGGCUAUAUCGCAAAACCCCACCGGAAGGAAUCAGCAUUGAUGGCAUCUAUAUCCCCGGAGAUAUCAAUAUUAGUGUUCCCCUUUACACUAUGGGCCGAUCCGAGGCCGCUUUCACACAAGCUAAAGAGUUUAUCCCUGAACGUUGGAUAUCAAGGCCCGAGAUGAUCAAAUACAAGGAAGCCUUUGCACCAUUUUCAAGCGGUCCAUACUCGUGCAUCGGCAAGCAACUAGCCUUGAUGGAACUGCGUGAUGUGAUUGCCCAACUGACCACAAGAUUCAAUAUUGAACAAGGCCCUGGCAACAAGACUUCACCAGAAGCCGGAAUGGAAGACAUUUUCACCGUGGCACUGGGAAGUUUUGAUCUUGUCUUUACACCGAGGAAGGACGCUGCAUAG
Molecule: messenger RNA, 1641 nt
Organism: Exophiala spinifera
Lineage: Eukaryota; Fungi; Ascomycota; Eurotiomycetes; Chaetothyriales; Herpotrichiellaceae
Exons: 7
Coding region: 1-1641 (546 amino acids)
Molecular function (GO): oxidoreductase activity, acting on paired donors, with incorporation or reduction of molecular oxygen; iron ion binding; heme binding
Source: RefSeq, a predicted model, not a curated record